Molecule: messenger RNA, 570 nt
Organism: Colletotrichum lupini
Lineage: Eukaryota; Fungi; Ascomycota; Sordariomycetes; Glomerellales; Glomerellaceae
Product: CFEM domain-containing protein
Exons: 4
Coding region: 1-570 (189 amino acids)
Source: RefSeq, a predicted model, not a curated record
AUGCGGUGGUGCGAGCUACGAGUUAACCAGGUCUCAUUAGCCACCCAGAACUAUACUUGGACAGCAUGUGGGCUUCCAGAAGUCAAUGGUUGUGUUUCAAUACAAGUCCCUACCUUAGCGGUCUUCUUCGUGCUGGCUUCUCUGCCAAUCUUUAUGCGAGUGGCUGUCAAGGUUGCAGGUGUCUCUGCGUGGGGACCUGGUGAUUGGAUGAGCCUGGCAACAUAUGUGAACAUUUCUCCUCUCUUCGUACCGAUGAAUGUGUGCGAGGGCAGGAACGGCGCUGGACAAAACAUGUGGUCGUUGACUGCCGAUCAAAUGACCAACUACUUCAAAGCAUCCGUCCUCUUCCUCUAUCAGCGUAUAUUCCCUUUUGAGCGGCUGAGCAUCGCACUCUGGGCAACGCAAGCAUUCAACUUGAUCAUUCGUGUGAUAUUCUUCUUCCUCGGCAUCUUUCAAUGUACCCCCGUUCACCUUGCUUGGAUGAUUCGGAGACAAGACUCUCAAAGCGAGGGGAAAUGUAUGGACAUCGUCGACAUCGGAAUAGCUAUGGUGCCAUUCGAGUUGGACUAG